AGUCAUUCGCUUUUGGACUACGGUCUAGAGCAAGCAAGGCAGGAUGGAAAGUCGUACUCUUUUAACGUUAAGCUCUCCCACAUGUGGUGGUACUACUAACCAACCACUUUAAACUUAACGGAGCAGUUAGCUAAUAUUUGCACAUUAUACUUUUUUUCGCAAAUCCUCUCAUUAGUCACACAGACAGAAUUUUGACUAGAUUUAAAACUUGAGCACUUCUUGUCGCCAAGAUUUAUUCGCAAAUUCAACCUCAUACUUUCAUGUCUUCCCUACUGGACUCCGGUAGUGGAAGGCUAUUAACGAAUACUAUAAUAACAAGUCAGAUCUUUGACACGAAGGGUCUGCUUGGUAUUGCUACAUUUUUUAGUUAUCAUAGGGUUAUCGGUACGGAGGAAGGAACAUCUUCAAGGUUGACAUCGACGCCACGAAACAAGUCGUCGUCGUUGUCAAGUCCAGUGAACUUGGAUAAGUUUCAGGAGAGAAGUUAGGCGUAGAUUUUUUUUCAGAGAUAUAUCAGUUGUUCGAGAUACGUACAUGGUAUAGGUUAAGAUAAGCCUUCAGAUAUCCAAGAAAAUAAGAUAACAAGUACUUAUCUGUAUAACGCUACGGGGGAACAUUUCUUCUAAGACAAAAAAGGUUUGACAGCAAGCUGUUCCUAAAUUUACCUAAGAACAAGACAAGAACAAUUGCUUGCUGGAUCUAUCGACUAUUGAUAAUCGACCUGUGCGCGGAUGAAUGAAUAAUAAGAAAUUACUCACUACUACAAAUAAUCACUGUCACGGGUCCAAAAAUAGAAAAAAUACGAUUUGGACCCUUCUAAUAAUCCUGCAGAUUUAUCAGCACUAAACUCGUCGUCCCACCCACAUUUCUUCUAGGAGGAAACAACAGAACUGAAAUUUCUUACGCUACACAAACCGAAAUAAGAAAUAAGAAAAAAAAGUAUCUCAAAAAAUUUCGACUGAUCAAAAAUCUGUCAGACUGGAUAUUCUACUACUUUUGAAGUGCUCCUUCUUCUCGCUAAGACCUCUUUCGCAGGGAGCGUCCCUUAAGAAGUCGCUCCUUCUUCGCCGCAGUAAAAAAUCUUCGUCGCAUCUUCUUGUUCCAACAUGAUUUUAGAAACGGGACAGAAAUCUUCUUCUUCGGAGGGAGGAAAAAAGAACGUUCCGAAACCGCCGGAUGGUGGUUGGGGAUGGUGGGUGGUUGCUGCGUCCUUUUUGAUACAUGUAGUCGCUGACGGCGUAGCGUACACAUUUGGCUUAUUUUUUGUCAAAAUUUGUGAGGAUUUCAAAGAAUCAAAGAGCGCGACAUCAUGGAUCGCGUCAAUCAUGGCUGGAAUGACGUAUGGCGUUGGACCACUGGCCGGUGCAGUGGUGAACACGUACGGUUGCCGAGUAGUUUCCAUCACGGGAAGUAUCAUUGCCGCGUUUGGAUUCGCCAUCAGUUAUUUCGCUCAGUGUGUGGAGCAUCUUUAUUUAUCCAUCGGCGUCAUUGGGGGGCUUGGUCUGGGGCUAAUUUAUCUUCCUGCGAUAGUGUCGGUGACUAUCUAUUUCGAAAAGAAAAGAGCGUUUGCUACAGGAAUUGCUGUGUGCGGAAGCGGUGCGGGCACCUUCAUCCUUGCCCCAUUUAUCGAGUGGUUGAUCAGGGCGUGCGGAUGGAGAAUGUCACUGGUCGUGACGGGGGGCAUAAUUCUACUCUGCUUCGUCUUCAGCUUGUUCUUCCGUCCGCUGGAAGAUGACGAUUACGAGGACAGCAGUCAGGAUACCAUUCCCACCAUUGUGGAACCGGACGAGGAUGACGAAGAGGAACGGGAGGCGGUGCAACCCUUGAUGAAAAUGAAUGGUUCUCUGAGGCCGAAGGCGUUUAAUCUGGUCAUCAACGACACGCCCUUGACCAUGUCAUGCAGCCAGCCCGCUCUGAAAUCAAUCGUGGCUGAAAGCACCGACUCGCUGCCACGAAUGGGCCGCCUGACCACGAAACGCCACUCGCUGAAAACCCUAGAAUUUGGGAGCAACGCCGGAUUAAGGACGCCCACUCAGACCCCGCACACCGGUGUAAUCCUGCAAAGAAAGGAUAUUUUCUACUCAGGCAGCCUCGUCAAACUCUCCGCACAACUUUUCCCGUCAAACGGGAAUCUCCCCAUGCAAACGGAGAAAAAAGCCGUUUACGGCGAAACGGAGGAUGUGACGGAUGCCGAAGAAAUGUCCGAAUUUAAAAAGGUUUUUAAAGCCAUGAUGGAUCUGUCACUGCUGAAAAAUCCAAUCUUCUUAUUUUUCGCGUUCUCCAACUUUUUUACGAGUAUUGGAUACAACGUGCCCUACAUUUAUUUGGUGGAUAAAGCGGCUGGGGAUUCCAGCGCGCCUAAAAAUGACCUCCAAGCAGCCGGAUUUCUACUGGCAAUCGUCGGCAUUUCGAACACCUUGAGCCGUGUUAUGCUCGGAUAUUUGAGUGACAAGCCGUGGGUCAAUAGAUUAUAUUUGUACAAUACGGCACUCAUCAUUUGCGGAUUGGCAACUGGAAUCUGUUCACAUACGGAUAACAUUAAUCUGCUACGACUGUAUGCGGCAACGUUUGGGGCAACAGUUGGAGUCUACGUCAGCCUCACCUCCGUCAUCUUAGUGGAUCUCCUCGGCCUGGGAAAACUCACAAAUGCGUUCGGCUUACUCCUCUUAUUUCAAGGGAUCGCCACCGUCGUAGGGCCGCCCAUGGUUGGUCUCCUGUUCGACAUCUUUGGCGACUACGAGUACGGCUUUUGGUUGGCUGGAGGGAUGAUCUGCUUAAGUGGAGGGAUGCUCUUCCUAAUUCCGCUUUUAGAGAGAAAGUCCAAUUACCCGAAUAUGCAGCAGGCUGACUGCGACACCGAUGGGACCAAUAAUGAACACAUAGUAAUCUAUUGUCCCGGAGAGAAGGGGAGAAAGGGCUCGAACAACAAUGUGAGCAAAUAUUAGGACGAGAUUCACCAGGUAUUUACGACGGUAAAAAAAAUAGGGAGAUUACUGGCAGUCCAGGAUUUGUACCAAUAGUUUCAGACAAUUUAGACUAGAGAAAUGUUAGAUUUUUUUUGUAAUGAUGAAUUAUACAAUUUCCUUCAGUUUUAGACUAAAUAUUAGAUUUUUUUUGUAUAUGACAUAUAAAAAAUGAUGACAAGAGAGAUGAUUAAUUCUAAAAAAAAUUGUACGGAAUAACGAUCCAUGAUUAUUUAAAGAGUUAUUACGUUUAAACUAAUGUUCAACUUUACUUUACGGAGCUUUCAUUAAGUUGUGGAUAAAAAAUGAUGUGUUAUUUAUAUUAUAUGUAAAUGUGUACCGGUGUGAGUAGAGAAACCUUAUCGAAUGUGUAGUCAGUCAAUAUUAUAAGAGAAAUUGGAUGAGUGAAUGUAUCUGGUUAGAAAAUGGAUUAAUUAUUUAUCGUAGUUAUUAAAUGAGUGACUGAGUUUUCUACUGAUUUGAUGAUGUAACGAUAAGUCUAAAUAUUUUUCAGAUACUCUUGUAUGUAGUUGCCACUACCUUAUAUUUUUUGUUAUUAAUGAUUAAAUGUAAAUUAAAUAUUUACAUAUUUAGGAAUGAAUGAAUGAACGAAUGGAAGAGAAUUGAUUUGAUUUGCGGUGCUGGAAGGGAGAUGAACAGACUUCUUUUUUUUUUAGUAAUUCUUGUUUAGAACUCGAUAUAUUUUAGAAAUUCGAAAAUUAUUAGAAAAGUGUGACAUUGCACGGCUUUUAAGAACUAUGGAUUAUUGUAAAUACGAUCGUUUUGUAUGUGCUACAUAAUAAUAAUAAACUAUCCCAAGAACAGA
This is a messenger RNA of Folsomia candida, 3789 nucleotides long. Its product is annotated as monocarboxylate transporter 1. Gene Ontology annotation, molecular function: monocarboxylic acid transmembrane transporter activity. Gene Ontology annotation, biological process: monocarboxylic acid transport; transmembrane transport. Lineage: Eukaryota; Metazoa; Arthropoda; Collembola; Entomobryomorpha; Isotomidae. The transcript is spliced from 13 exons. Bases 1107 to 2945 code for a protein of 612 amino acids. The record is from RefSeq and is a predicted model, not a curated record.